Molecule: messenger RNA, 1605 nt
Organism: Coniosporium apollinis CBS 100218
Lineage: Eukaryota; Fungi; Ascomycota; Dothideomycetes
Exons: 1
Coding region: 1-1605 (534 amino acids)
Biological process (GO): carbohydrate metabolic process
Source: RefSeq, a predicted model, not a curated record
AUGACAGCCCCUCAAGUUCCAGCUAACCAGCUGGUGGACCGGAUAUUAGCAACGCAUGUCAAUGAGAGAUUCGUGGAGGUGGCCGAGUCUCUGACCCCUCGACUGAACGAAUGGAUUGAACAUCCUCUCGAAGUCGUAACGUUUGAGCCGGAUCCAUCUAGCUACUUCGGCUGCCGAGUACGUCACAAACAUACCAUCAACGAGCUAGAGUCACUCCAGUGGGGAAGAGGAGAGGAGUUCAUUCUUGAUUUCGGAUCACAUAGAGCGGGUUAUUUCUCGUUUCACCUCUCUGCCGAAGGCCUCAAUGUCGAUGCCCCAGUCCGGCUGAAGCUUACCUUCGGCGAGGUGCCAUACGAUGUGACGGAAGAACUGCACCCUUGUAACACCUGGAUCAGCACCAGCUGGCUUCCGGACGAAGCAAUUAACAUCGACUGGCUACCCAGCGAUGUCGACAUGCCGCGCCGAUACUCUUUCCGCUAUGUACGAGUUCAAGUCAUUGAUACCUCGCCAAAAUUUAAGGUCUUGUUCUCCAGCAUCCGGGUCCGUGCUGUGAGCGCUGUCUCACCCACUCAAGCGGUCGAACCAGCCGAUCUCGACGACGAGCUCUGGACCAGGAUGGACGAAGUCAGCAUGCGCACACUCCGCGACUGCAUGCAAACUGUCCUGGAGGACGGCCCCAGACGGGAUCGUCGUCUGUGGUCGGGCGAUCUCCGCCUCCAGGCCUUGACAAAUUACUGCACUUUCAAAGAUUACUCGCUCGUGAAGCGGUGUCUAUACCUCUUCGCCGCUCUACCUCGAGAAGACGGCUCGCUUCCGGCCUGCUUGUUCGAGAAACCGAAGCUUACCCCAGCAACGGAUUACAUCGUCACUUACGAAGCUCUAUACGGCGUUAUUGUGUACGACUAUGCUUGCGCGUCGAGGGAUCUCGAGACGGCGGAGGACCUCUGGGAGACGGUUCUCAACAGCAUGAAGAUGACCUUGUUCCACGUCAGCCCGGACGGAAAGUUUUCCUCUGAAGGACCAGGGUGGAAAUUUCUCGACUGGGCGGAAGGCCUAGAUACUAACGCGGGGAUGCAUGGCACUACGAUUUUCUGUUGCAAAGCCAUCAACAAGCUUGCAGCGAUGCUCGGUAAAGACGAGCCAUAUACGGACAUCGUCACCAAGAUGACUGACAAAGCCGCGGAUUUCUUCGAUGAGAAACAGCAGGUUUUCGUCAGCGGCGCGGCCAACCAGGUCUCCUGGGCUUCGCAAGCGUGGAUGGCGCUGGCUGGUGCUAUGCCACCGGAGGUCUGCAAACGAGCGUUGCUGAAUGCUAUGGCCUCCGAAACUGCCAUCAAGCCUUUGACUCCAUAUCUCUUUCACUACGUCGCCGAAGCGCUCGCGGUAUCUGGUGCCGAGGAGGAGUGUCUCGACCUGAUGCGAAGCUAUUGGGGCGGAAUGUUGCGGGCGGGUGCGGACACUUUCUGGGAGUGCUUUGACCCUGAGAACCCUCGCGCGAGCCCGUAUGGUGAUUGUCAUAAUAACAGCUAUUGUCAUGCGUGGAGUUGUACGCCUUCGUAUCUGCUUAGGAGCGUGUUGAGGGAUUACCUAAGGGCUGAGAAGUAG